AUGGGGCAUUAUCCGCAUAUGAAAUUAGUUGCCGUGACGAAAUGUUUAUGCAAAAGUGCGGCAACUGAUAGUGUUGAUGAUUACACUCGUAUGGGUGCAACUACAAUAUACAAGUAUCUAAAAAGAUUUUGCCACACCAUUUGCAUGACUUUUGGAGAAAGAUAUUUGCGUGAACCCACUCCUGAAGAUGUUGAGAGGUUGCUAGCUGAGAAUGCGGAACGAGGUUUUCCUGGAAUGCUUGGUAGUGUUGAUUGUAUGCAAUGGCCAUGGAAGAAUUGUCCGGUAGCUUGGCAAGGAACUUACCGGGGUAAAGAUAAACAUAGUAGUUUGGUAUUAGAGGCGGUGGCAUCAUACGAUUUGUGGUUUUUGCAUUCUUUUUUUGGAAUGCCUGGAUCAAAAAACGAUUUGAAUGUGUUGGCGCACUCACCCCUUUUUGAUAACAUGCUAAAGAGUGUAGCACCUCCACGCAAUUAUGUCAUCAAUGGUCACCAAUACCAUAUGGGUUAUUUCUUAGCCAAUGAUAUCUAUCCAAAGUUGACUACAAUUGUACAAGCUUUCACUCAGACAUUGGUCAUUCCCGAGUAUGUGAGAUUCAACAAGUAUGUGACAUAG
Papaver somniferum (opium poppy) is the source of this 612-nucleotide messenger RNA. RefSeq lists its product as uncharacterized. NCBI's taxonomy places the organism in Eukaryota, Viridiplantae, Streptophyta, Magnoliopsida, Ranunculales, Papaveraceae. The transcript has a single exon. Bases 1 to 612 code for a protein of 203 amino acids. The record is from RefSeq and is a predicted model, not a curated record.